Diceros bicornis minor is the source of this 3565-nucleotide messenger RNA. It is a transcript of the gene CASP2, whose product is annotated as caspase 2. Gene Ontology annotation, biological process: proteolysis; regulation of apoptotic process. The transcript is spliced from 11 exons. The coding region runs from base 58 to 1416 and encodes 452 amino acids. The record is from RefSeq and is a predicted model, not a curated record. Lineage: Eukaryota; Metazoa; Chordata; Mammalia; Perissodactyla; Rhinocerotidae. Gene Ontology annotation, molecular function: cysteine-type endopeptidase activity.
GGCUUUUGGUUUGUUUGGGUUGUGGGCGGUGCGUGCACAGCCCGGGAAAAGCGGGAAAUGGCGGCGCCGAGCGCGGGCUCUCUGCCUGCCCUCCAGCAAAAGGGGCUGAUGGCUGCUGACAGGGGGCGCAGGAUACUGGGAGUAUGUGGCAUGCAUCCUGACCAUCAGGAAGCUCUAAAAAAGAACCGAGUGGUGCUGGCCAAACAGCUGUUGCUGAGCGAACUGUUAGAACACCUCCUGGAGAAGGACAUCAUCACCUUGGAAAUGAGGGAGCUCAUUCAGGCCAAAGUGGGCAAUUUCAGCCAGAAUGUGGAACUCCUCAACUUGCUGCCCAAGAGGGGUCCCCAGGCUUUUGAGGCCUUCUGUGCGGCCCUGAGGGAGACCAAGCAGGGUCACCUGGAGGAUCUGUUACUCACAACCCUCUCUGGUCUUCAGCACGUACUCCCACCGUUGAGCUGUGACUACGACUUGAGUUUCCCUUUCCCGGUGUGUGAGUCCUGUCCCCCUCACAAGCAGCUCCGCCUGUCUACAGAUACUGUGGAACACUCCCUAGACAACGGAGAUGGUCCUCCCUGCCUUCAGGUGAAGCCUUGCACUCCUGAGUUUUAUCAAACACACUUCCAGCUGGCCUAUAGGUUGCGGUCUCGGCCUCGUGGCCUGGCACUGGUGCUGAGCAAUGUGCACUUCACUGGAGAGAAAGACCUGGAAUUUCGCUCUGGAGGGGAUGUGGACCACAGCACUCUAGUGGCCCUCUUCAAGCUUUUGGGCUACAACGUCCAUAUUCUACUUGACCAGACUGCAAAGGAAAUGCAAGAGAAACUCCAGAACUUUGCCCAGUUACCUGCUCACCGUCUCACUGACUCCUGCAUAGUGGCACUCCUGUCUCAUGGCGUAGAGGGUGGCAUCUAUGGUGUGGAUGGCAAACUGCUUCAGCUACAAGAGGUUUUUCGGCUCUUUGACAAUGCCAACUGCCCAAGCCUACAGAACAAGCCGAAAAUGUUCUUCAUCCAGGCCUGCCGUGGAGAUGAAACAGAUCGUGGGGUUGACCAGCAAGACGGAAAGAACCACGCGAAACCCCCCGAGUGCGAGGAGAGUGAUGCUGGGAAAGAGGGGUUGCUGAAGAUGCGACUGCCCACUCGCUCAGACAUGAUAUGUGGCUAUGCCUGCCUCAAAGGGACUGCUGCCAUGCGUAACACCAAACGAGGUUCCUGGUACAUUGAGGCCCUCACUCAAGUGUUCUCUGAGAGGGCUUGUGACAUGCACGUGGCCGACAUGCUUGUUAAGGUGAAUGCACUUAUCAAGGAGCGUGAAGGCUAUGCCCCUGGCACAGAGUUCCACCGAUGCAAGGAGAUGUCUGAGUACUGUAGCACUUUGUGCCGUCAUCUCUAUCUGUUCCCAGGACACCCUCCCACGUGAUGCCACCUCCCCAUCAUCCAUGCCAGAUGGAGGCCACUGGACCACAGGAGGCAUGAUAGAGCCUUUUCUCUUCAAGAUGCACGGUUUCUGUUCUUCCCCCUCAGGGAUUGAGAAUCUCACAGACUUGUUUCACAUGCCCGUCGUCUCUGCGUUUGAGUAUGGGACUACAUGCCAGCUUCUCCUGUGUAAAGGCUUCUCCCUGUAGAGCUGGCUCUGGCUCGACUUGUUGCCAGGAGUGUUUGGUUGCAGUAGAGGAGCCUGGCAAAUGAUGUUUUGAACACAGUGUCUUGAUGGGGAGAAGGCACGUGGAUUUCCUCGAUGUUUGUGUUCAGUUCCUGCCCCCAGGGUUUUGUAGUAGCACUUUCGUAAUUGCUUUUAUUACAUUAGUUAAGAUGUUUCCAGAGAUCAUCUCCUAUCUUUUCCUUCUUUCAUAUCCCAACCACGUUUCUCCCAGAGUGAGAGUUUGGAAGGUGUCCUGAUUUAAUGUAGGCAUUUUUCAUUUGGCUUCAAAAGGGCAAACAGAACUAGAGACAUACUCAGUUGCUGUGUCUGCAGAAAUGACCUGUGCAUUCCCUUCAGAACUGCAAGGCCACCCAGCGGAAAGACAGUCUUCUGAACUCAAGGAAUUCAGCCUUUCAGCAGAGCUUAGGGUUUGGAUGCCUUAUAUCUGUAACUUCGUGAUCUUUGCCCAUGGAAGUUUCAAAGAUCUUUUAAUCAGUUGGCUCUCUCUCUGAGCUUUGUUACUGAAAUGAGCCUUGCAGACAAUGUCAGCAGAUAAGAGUGGUUUGUACUCUGUAACCUGUCACCAUAUCUUCUCUUUUCUUCCUAUGAAAUGUCCCUUUCUAUAGAAGCUUCCUAGUUGUUAUCUCCUUUCUUCCUGUUUCUCCUCUCUUUACCUUUAUUUCAUCCUGUUUAUUGCUGCCCCCAAAUCUGCUUAAGAUACUGCUUAAUUGGAUCAUUGGCUGCUCAAGGAUGUAAUGCAGUAUCUUGUUCCUGCUUUCAGCUUCAGUAUUAAAUACUCUUUUGAUAUUAUAUGGCCUGUUUCCCCUUCCCAUUAUGUCUCUCCAUUUCAAGGAGGGCACUUUUAUGUGUUAUUUGGUUACCCUAGAAGCCUUAUUUGUGCUCUAGUGAAACUUUCCUGUUCUUUAAGGCCUUCUCUUUUGCUUCCAUUCUUGCCCCCUCCAAUCUAAUCUCUAUGUGACAGAUUUUGGGUUUUGAUUUUUAAAUAUAAGCCUGAUCAUGUCACUCCCCUGCUUGGAACCCUUUGGUUUCCUAGUACACCUCAAAUAAAAUCCAGACUUCUUACCUUGGCCUACAGGGCCCUUGCCCUCCCUUUGAAACCUCAUUAAGUACUGAUUUCCCUCUAAACGACAGCCCCAGUGACUUCCUCAGUUUCGUAAACAUUCUGAGCUCUUUCCUGUUCUGGACCAUCACAGACAUUCUUCUGGGGUCUACCGCUCUUGGCCUUCUUCAUUCUUCAAGUCUCAGCUUAAACGCCACCCUCUUGUGGAGACUUUCCCAGGCCGUUCUGUCGGUAAACAGUCUUCUCCUGUGCUUCUUUAUUACUGCGUCCUGUUUAAUUCCUUCAUUGCACAUGUCACAAUCUAUAAUCAUAUAUUUACUUACUUCACCUGUUCAUUUCUGUCUCCCCUACUAGGUUGUAAGCUCCAUGAGAGCAGAAACCUUGUCUCUCUUGUUCACCCAUGCCUGGCACAUGGUAGGUCUUCAAUAAAUGUUUGUUGAAUGAAGGAAGGAAGAAAGCAACCCUAGCUAGAAUCCUACUUUUUGACAAAAUUUCCCUUUUGACAAUAUACACAGCUGAGCAUUUGUACUAUUUUUCCAUGUGUUUUGUUUUAUCCACUGGUAUUAUUAGCUUCUGAAGACAGAUGUCACGUGUGAGACAGAUGUCAGUGUGAGACGACUUCCUCCACUUCUCCCAUGAUGCCUGGCACAGUGCCCGGCCUACAGAAGUUCAGGUGCUCAAUAAAUACUUGUUCUGUGAGCCAGAUGGUUUGGAGACUUGCUGCCAAGUCCUGCCCUUGGGUCACUAUUGUAUGGAAGUAUUUGGGUGAUAGAACCUUUCCACUUCCCACUGCCAGGAUGUUAUAUUGCCAUCAGGUGCCAAAUAAACGCUCAUAUUUAUUACUGA